AUGGCUCCUUUGUCCACGGCAGCCGGCUCUCAAGCCGCCGCUGCUGGCUUCGCAUCAAUCAACUCCCACCGCAAUCCCUCCAACAGCGCGGAGAUCAUUGAAAUUGAUGAUGACGACGAUGAACCCAUGGACGAUGAGGAAAUAGAAGAGGACGAAGAGGAAGACGAAGAAGUCACUAAUGGCGACGAGUACGAGGAUGAAAGCAUGGCGAGCGGCGGCGACGACGACGAAGUUUUGGAAGACGGAUCCGUGGAAGAUAUGAAUGGGCCCGAAUCGCCCUUGAAGCUUGUUCCGGCGCCCAACGGUCGAGGCGAUACAGAUAUCUUCACAUCCGGGUUGUUUACAUCGGCCGGCGCGCAGGAAGCGUUACACCCUCUUCGCCGCACUGCGGACCGGGUGACCCGCCAGAUCGAGGCGUUUGCAGAGAAACUGGAUCGGUUCAAGCAGAAAGGUCGCACUGAUGAUUUCGGAAACUACCAGGCUGCGUAUCAACUAGUGAAAAGCUACGAGGUCUACGCGCAAGAUGCGAUCCACGAUAUCUCGAAGCAAAACACCUUGAGACGCGCCAAGAUGGGCUGGGGAUCGACUCGAAGUAACGGGACCGCGCCGCAUGAUCCCAAGACCGAAGAGGAGCUGCAGCGGUUGCAGCUGGAGGCAAACACCUGGCAACUUCUUCUUAACCUUAUUAGCAUUGACGACCCGGCGAGCAAAGCCAGCUGCAAGAAAGCGCAAGAGACCGUCUUCCAGAAACUCCACCGGUACUCGACUGACCGCGAAAUCUGGGAAGGCUUUCUGAGCGCAGACCACUACGCGCUUGAAUGUGUAGUUAUCAUGAAGUGGCUGGAACACACAUCGAAGACGACACCGCAGGAUAUCGAUUCGUUAAUUGCGGAGCUGGAAAAACAGGCGGAGCGAGGCCCAGGGUUAUGGACACAUGGCUGGCUGUACACGAAGGAAACUAUCAAGGGACAGAAGAGACUCCGUGCUUGGCCUCAGCCUCUUGAACCCAAGGAUCCCGGCGUCACCGUGUCUCUCUUGACCUCGGAGAUGUCGGAGCCUCUGAUCACUCAGCUGGACCCAGACGCAGUCACUCGGCAAAAGCAACACCUUCAAAAACAGGAUCAGUUCUAUGAGCGCGCGACCUGGAUGACUUGCUGGAAGAUGUUGAGACAGGGAGAGAAUUGGACCAAGAUCAGAGAAUGGGCCGAAGAACGUCUGGAAAACUGGAAAGCGAUCAGUCUGUGUGGUUCCAGCGUUGACCCGAAGUCGGGGGGUGAACGGACACCUGUCGAUGAUAGCCUGACGCGCAUGAUGAAUUUUCGCACCCAGGAGUCCUGGCGAGCUGCCUGUUCAGCCCUGGCGCGCAAUUCCAACCUCGAAGACUUUGAGCGGGCGGUCUACGCGUUACUCUGUGGAGAGACUGAGGCUGCAUUCAAGGUCUGCCAGAGUUGGGACGAUUACCUCUAUGUUUACUUCAACAACGUUGUGCUAUCCCGGUACCAAGGAUUCUGCAAGCAGUUUCAGCGGAAGCUGAGUCAUUCACCCACGGCACCCGUUGUCUUUGUGCCAGAACCCGUCGGAUACAGCGACGUGAACAAGUUUGUCCAAUAUGCCAAAGGCACUGAGCGCGUUGGGGUAGAGGCCCGCAAUCCUUACCGCACGAUCCAAGCGGCCAUCAUCGGCAAGGGUUACGACACAUUCUUCUACUCUCUUGCAAAGGCCGUUUCACAGGCGGCAAAGACAAAUUCGGAAGAGUCCUUCGUACCCGAUUUGUCGCCAACACACGUGGAUGAUUCGUUGCUCAUUGCUGCUGAGGAUGGCGAUGCGCUACGGAUUGCGACUCAUCUAUACAUUAUUGCAAGCUCUGUUGGCUAUGUUCGUUCCGACACGCAAUUCUUCGAGACAGCGUCUGUCAAUGUCAUCGGAUACAUUGCUAACCUGGAAGAUGCUGGCAUCCUUGAGGCGAUACCACUAUAUGCGUCUUUGCUACCAACUCAUCAGGCGUACUCUGUCCUGGGCCGGGUGUUGAUUGAGAUUCUCGACCCUCGAGAGAGAAAGCAGCAGGUUCGACUAAUCGAGAAGUAUGAAAUCGACAUUGAGGCAGUGUUGGAAGACCAGUGGAAUUGGGUCAGCAGUAGCAGCGAUUCUGCGAUUGAGCACACGAGGACUAUCAAGCGGUAUCCCAAAGUCGUCCGUCGGGACGACGGAACCUGCGAGUUAGUACCCGUGAAAACGGACUUUAUUGGAACCGAGAUCUCUCGUUCGGAUGAGAGAUUGAUUCGCAGCCUUGAAUGGCUCCGGUUCGUCGAUGGGCAGUGGGGCAGAAUCUGCCAACUGGGAGCUUUGCUGUAUCGAAAAUUUUAUCUGUCUGGAAACCUGGCCGCAGCCAGGGAAUUGAGCCGCCGCAUGAGAUUAUCCGUCAUCUCGCGCGAAUUGUUUGGGUUUGACGUGGCGGAGUUCUCGUACGGCCUCGCGGGGGCUGAGCGAGCAACUCCGGAGCCCAGCAGCCCAACCAAGGCGAGAAUACUCGGAUCUCCUCACAAGCGUAGUAGAUCCUUGCAGAACGGCGUUCCGUCCAACGAUCAAACAACCAUGCUUGCGCUCCAGUCGCAGACCAUGCGGGACCUGGAGGAGUUGACACUGGCGUUUGACGCUCUGGAACGAUUUGGUAUCUGUUGGAAGAAGAUCGACAAGAACAAACGGAGACGGGACUCCGGUGCAAUCAAGGAUCUUCGGGACGAGCUCCAGGAGCGUCUAGACGAGAUUGGCGUGCAUGUGGAUGCCGUGCUAGACGAGUGGCUGAGCACAGCUGCAGACGAAACGGAAGAGGCGGAGCUGGAAGAGAUUCGCGUCACCUAUAUCCCGGAAUUGUUCCUGGACUAUCACAGUGCGCUGUACUUCUCCGCGCACGUUCUCACCAGCGAGAUCCUGGUGCAGUGUAUGAACCUGGCGAUGCAGGUGUCCGAAAACGACUACUUGACGCGCAGCUUCGUGGGGGCGCGUCGGAUGCGCGAGCUAGUCGAUGCCCUGGCGUUGUCGAGCAAGGCCAUGGUGAAUACGCGAGGGAAGCCCGGCAAGAGGCUUCUGGGAGGCGAGUCGCUGGGCAUCUGGACGGUGGAGGUGCCCGAGGAGGAGGAAAGCGAGUUUCUUCACCAUGCGAAGUGA
Messenger RNA from Aspergillus clavatus NRRL 1, 3165 nucleotides. Its product is annotated as nucleoporin Nup84/Nup107 family protein. Gene Ontology annotation, cellular component: nuclear pore outer ring; nuclear pore. The transcript has 6 exons. Gene Ontology annotation, molecular function: structural constituent of nuclear pore. Gene Ontology annotation, biological process: post-transcriptional tethering of RNA polymerase II gene DNA at nuclear periphery; regulation of DNA-templated transcription; protein import into nucleus. Bases 1 to 3165 code for a protein of 1054 amino acids. Lineage: Eukaryota; Fungi; Ascomycota; Eurotiomycetes; Eurotiales; Aspergillaceae. The record is from RefSeq and is a predicted model, not a curated record.